Pelmatolapia mariae (spotted tilapia) is the source of this 3924-nucleotide messenger RNA. It is a transcript of the gene nrn1a, whose product is annotated as neuritin 1a. Bases 227 to 658 code for a protein of 143 amino acids. Gene Ontology annotation, cellular component: plasma membrane. The record is from RefSeq and is a predicted model, not a curated record. The transcript has 3 exons. Gene Ontology annotation, biological process: nervous system development; neuron projection extension. Lineage: Eukaryota; Metazoa; Chordata; Actinopteri; Cichliformes; Cichlidae.
CAGAGGACGGAGAGCCGCGCGGAGGGAGCAGCUUCACACUAAAAGAGCAGAAGAAGAAGAAGAAGAAGAAGAGAAAAGAGGAGGAGGAGAAGAAGCGGGGAAGCAGGCGGAGGACUCUGCUGGAUGUAGCUGUUUGCGGCUGUUUUGCGGGGAAUGUGCGGCUCCUCCGCAGCUGCUCUCCAACUUUGCGAGUCUCUGCUCUCAUGCCGAGAGGCGGACGCAGAGGAUGGGAGUUACCUGGUCCUCCAGAUGCCUCGCGCUCUUCCUGGCUCUGCACAUAGUCUCCGUGUUGCAGACGGUGCUGGUCAGUGCUGGUCAAUGUGACUCGGUGUUCAAGGGUUUCUCAGACUGUCUCAUUCAGCUGGGAGACAACAUGGCCAACUAUCCCCAGGACCUGGACGACAGGCAGAACCUGCACCAGAUCUGCACUUACUGGGAUAACUUCCACUCCUGUGCCACGACGGCGCUGGCGGACUGCCAGGAGGGAGCGACGGACCUCUGGGAUAAACUGAAAAAGGAGUCCCGAAACCUGAAUUUCCGCGGGAGUUUGUUUGAACUCUGUGGCGGCGGCAACGGAGCCCCCAGAUCUGCCAACGCCAGGGGCCUCGCCUUGGUCCUAACCACACUGCCCACCAUACUGACUUGGCUGGCGUUUUAACAGAAAUGAGGAAAAACAUGGAAACACAAAGCGAAAAGAAGUAAAAAAAGAAAAAAAGGAAAAAUCCAACUGAAAAAAGAAAAUAGGAAAAGAGUGAUAGCUGCUCUUCAAAAAUACUUCAAAGUUUGAAUUCAUCACAAGAAAAUACACCCCGAAUGGAUUUUUACUGCUAGGUCACCGUACGGCGGCCCGGGUUGCCUUCCUGGGACAUCUGCAGGCCGCCGUCCUCCCGGAGCGUUCAUCCAAUCACACGCAGACGCGACCCAGAGGCCGAUAACAUGAAAUAUUCAACACGCCGUUGAAACGAUGACAAUGAUGAAAAUGUGAUGGAUUCCCGUCCGCCUACAACCGUGGAAUUACACAGUAUUAAAGUCAACCAUGAAUUAUUGAUGUUUAGUAGGCUCGGCCUAGACAGCGCUGUGUGACUGCAGGGUGCUGACACUGUAUCAGGCUAUAUAUUAGAGUCCCCAUAUAGCCCAUGGUACAUAUUCAUGUGUAACGUGAGGCCACAAAAUCAAUAAGACGAGCCAAGGCCUCGAGCCGAUUCAGACCUGACGCCUCAUUUUCACCACGGACAGAUUCUCCUUUUUCUUUUUCUUUUUUUAUUACGCCAAGUAGACUCAGUGGUAUAUUUGAUGGACUGAAUGCUUCGUGUAAUAUUUGUACUCGUAUUGGCUGUUUGUUGUUUUCAGGCCACGGUCACACCAGCGCUAAAUGCAGUCGUAAUAACUGGCAGCAAAGACAGCCUACCAAAAUUACACAUUGACUUUUACAGGCAGAAAAACUGCAAUGACACUACUGACCUUUGACCCCUACAGCAUGGCUCUCAAUCAACAGUAUUCUUACAUUCAUAGUGUUGUACUUGUGGAACUGGCCGGGUUGCUGCCAUGCCACGUUUCUGGUGUGACCGUAGGCUUGUUUUUCUUGACCAAACUCUGAGGUGCAGAGAUGUGGUGGAGUAUCAAGCCUGCUUGUCCUUAAAGAACAGUUUAUACUGUUGUUAACGUGCAUGAUAUUAGUUCAGAGACUCUCAAAACAUUUCAGGAAAUGGGCACAAAAACAUUAAAUGUUUUAUAAGACGUUGUCAGGUUCAAGUUAGUUUUUGCUUCUGUUGGAAGGACACUUGUAUUAUCUCGAUGUUUCAUUUCUGUAUUAUUAGAAUUGUUCAUUUUGUUACUGCUUUUUGUUGGUAAUAUAAACUCAACACUUCCUGUAAGAGUUUCAAAUUAAAAGCCCUUAAGAAACGAUCACAACAAAGAACAACAAAAAGUGAAAAUGGCACAGUUACAUUUAAGCAACAGCUGAUGACAGGUGACUAUAUAUUGUGAAUACUAAGGACAUACAGCUGACUUUUAACCAAGUAUUGCAUUAUUAAUGUUAUGGACAGCAUUAAUUUUAAACUCUUUUAUUUACAAGUGCAUAAAGCACUCAAAAAGCUGAAAUUCAAAGUAAUAAGCCCUCCUGGGCACCAGCACAUAGUGCCAGGUAGUUACUAUGCAACAUACUAGAUGUUUUAAUUUUAGCUUUUUAAAAAAAGAAAUAAAAGAUUAAUUGCCAUUAUUUAGACAUUUGUUUAUUUAUAUGCUGGCAUUUAUUGUGCAACCACUUAAAAUCUGUCCAUGGUCAGAAAACAAUAGUCAAGAAGCAAGCUAAUGUUAGCCAGCUAGCUGUAACUUGGCACCUCUGUUUAAAGUUUUCGUAACGUAAACGUAUAAAAUAAUGAACACAUGAUGAGCUAACAAACUUUGUAAUCGAGAUCAACCCUACGAGUUUUGAUGUGACCACUAGAGUACUUUACUAUGUUGGUUAGCUAACAAGCCAGCAUUAGCUAACAUUAGCCAGAGGUAAGCUAGCUUGAUGGGACUAUUUGGAUUCCCACAAAUAAAGAAAUUUCCUAAACUGAAUCUAACUCACUGUUUUGGCCCCACUAGAUUAAACUGGCUUUAUUCUCGCUAAUGUUUGCUAACUUGUUUGUAAUCAUGUAAAGGUACUUUACUUACAGGUUGUAUUUGGAGACAGACUUUAUUUAUUUAUAUCAACUGUGCUUCCUGCGAUGAUCAGAGAGCUACCGUUUAAUUAAAAACUACAAAUUUCUGUUUGAGAAUAAGCUAGCUGUAACCAUAUUGUGUCCACACCUCCAAAUCUAGCAUGACUCAGUGAAGCAGGCUAUGCCCAAAGUGAAUCAACGUGUAAUAACUUAGCAGUAUGGCAGUAGUUCAGCUAAGACAUGACAUUUAAAGAAAUUAGAGUAGCUAGCAGGUUGGAGGCUAAAGCAGAUAGUAUUUGUGUUAGCAAGUAAAUUGGAUUGCCAUGGGUUAGUAACUAAAACAUAUUACAUCAGGUUAGCUAACAGUUUGUAUUUGCAGCUAAACCAAACACUGUUUAGCUUUAGCUUCUCCUUCAUGAAUUACCCUUCAGGUAGAACAUUUCCUCACAGAGUUGAUGAUGAAUGUCUUAAAUCACUGUAGCCAAAACCUUUCUGGUUUAUAGCUCGAGAAAGUUGUUAAGAUGUGCUCAUUUCCUGAAAUCCCACGAGACCAAGGACUCCGACUGAUGGAAACUUGUUUUGGAUGUGAAAGUAGCAACACAUUGAAAUUAACUUUAGUUCCUGUUGGUGGGUGACAUCCGCCAUCUUUCAUAUCAGCACAACCACGUGUUAGAAACGAAUGACUUUGAGAGCUAAACGGUUACUGCGAGGAGAAGCUGAGAGCAAUACGAAGACGCGACUUCAUGGCCAGUGUAGCUGAAAAAAAAAAGAAAACACGAAAAAAGGAUGAUUAAAAAAAUCAAACCGUGGCUGAAGAGUGAUAUGACUGUUGCCAUUAAGCACAUCCCCCCUUUUCAUACCAGUGAUCCAUACUAGACGACCUUAGCGGUGAUAUAUUUUAGGUCUGUAUGUUAGAUUAAAAGCAGAGUCCCAACAGUAUAGUAGCAUCAUGAACUACAUAAAUACAGUAAAUGAAUUUGAGGAAGGAGUUUAUUUCUUUGCCGAGGCACCGACAAUGUUUCCACUGCCUUCUGAUGAAAAGAUGUGUACUUCUGUUUGUUUGUUUGUUGGUUUGUCUCUUUGUUUGUUUAUGGGGAUGUUGCAAAAAGAGUUUAAAAAAAUAUCUUACGAAAAUCAUCUAAGAAGAGAAAAUGUAUAUGAAAAAGGAUUUUAAGAAAAUAAAAACUCUAUUAUAGAUAAUAUAUCCCAGACUUUACAGAUUAUAGGCCUACUGAGAUAUUAAAAGAUGAAUAAAUAAAUAAAAGAUUGCUAAAAUGAU